Messenger RNA from Eublepharis macularius, 2704 nucleotides. RefSeq names its product SPARC (osteonectin), cwcv and kazal like domains proteoglycan 3 (gene SPOCK3). NCBI's taxonomy places the organism in Eukaryota, Metazoa, Chordata, Lepidosauria, Squamata, Eublepharidae. The transcript has 11 exons. The record is from RefSeq and is a predicted model, not a curated record. Gene Ontology annotation, molecular function: protein binding; calcium ion binding. Bases 1 to 1311 code for a protein of 436 amino acids.
AUGCUGAAGGGAGCAGCCUUCCUGGCGUGCGUGUGGGCUGCCGCUUGGUGCAGUCGGGCUGGAGCGGCGGCGGCGGCGGCGGCGGCGGCAGGAGCCGGGGGCAGGUCAGACAGCGGCAAUUUUCUGGACGAUAAACAAUGGCUUACCACCAUCUCCCAGUACGACAAGGAGGUCGGGCAGUGGAACAAAUUCCGAGACGAAGUUGAGGAUGAUUAUUUUCGUACAUGGAGCCCAGUUAGACCUUUUGAUCAAGCUUUAGACCCAGCUAAAGAUCCAUGCUUAAAGAUGAAAUGUAGUCGUCAUAAAGUAUGCGUUGCUCAAGAUCAACAAACUGCUGUUUGCAUUAGCCACCGGAGACUUACACACAGGAUGAAAGAAGCUGGUUUGGGACAUAAACAAUGGAGAGUCGGUCCUACUUCAUCAAAAUGCAAGCAGUGUCCAGUAGUUUAUAAUAAUCCUGUUUGUGGGUCUGAUGGUCACACAUAUUCAUCUCAGUGCAAACUAGAAUAUCAAGCCUGUGUCUCAGGAAAACAGAUCUCCGUGAAGUGUGAAGGACGUUGCCUUUGCCCUCAAGAUAAAUCCACAAGUACAGGUCGAAAUGAUAAGAGGGUGUGCAGUGACCUGGAGUUCAGGGAAGUUGCAAACAGAUUGCGAGAUUGGUUCAAGGCACUCCAUGAAAGCGGAAUUCAGAAGAGGACUAGAAUUGUACAAAGACCUGAAAGAAGUAGAUUUGAUACAAGCAUUUUGCCAAUUUGCAAGGACUCCCUUGGCUGGAUGUUUAACAGGCUUGAUACAAACUAUGACCUCCUAUUGGACCAGUCAGAGCUUGGAAGCAUAUAUUUGGACAAAAACGAACAGUGCACCAAGGCAUUCUUCAACUCUUGUGACACGUACAGGGACAGUUUGAUAUCUAACAAUGAGUGGUGCUACUGCUUCCAGAGACAGCAAGACCCACCUUGCCAGACAGAGCUCAGCAACAUUCAGAAACAGCAAGGGGGAAAGAUGCUGCUAGGACAGUAUAUCCCUUUAUGUGAUGAAGAUGGGUACUAUAAACCAACUCAGUGCCAUGGAAGUGCAGGGCAGUGUUGGUGUGUUGACAGAUAUGGCAAUGAGGUGACAGGAUCUAGAACCCAUGGGGCUGCAGACUGUGCUGUUGAUCUAGAAACAUCAGGUGAUUUUUCCAGUGGUGAUUUCCAUGAAUGGACAGAUGAUGAGGAAGAUGAUAUGAUGAAUGACGAGGAUGAAAUUGAAGAUGAUGAUGAGGAUGAAGGAGACGAUGAUGAUGACGAUGACCACGAAGGAUAUAUUUGAUGCUUUUAGCUGUGAAUAAAUUGUAUCUUUCUAAAAUUUACAUGGUGACACGCCAGAAAUUCCUAUACCUUUGAAGGUCAAAAGGAGAUUCUAAACAACAUGUAUAUUUUGUAUGAUUAUUUGAAAUAUUGCAGCUGGAGUCAUAGACUUUCUUUGUUUAAAUGAAAAUCAUUAUAUUAUAUGUUGUUUUUAUAUGCAGUUGAGCAGAAGAAAUCACACUGGAGUCUAGCCUGAAGAAAGAAAUGUGUGUGUUCGCGCUACUAAAAAAAAAAUUAAAUGUGCAGAUAAUCAUAAGGACAACCAAACUUUUAAGAACUUCCAUGAAAAAGACAUCUUCACCUUGGGAAUGUGAGUCUGUGGCCGCUUCCAACCGGUGCUCUGUUAACUUAAAAUUUAGCGGUGGACUUUUCAAAAUAUACAUGGGCAGGCAUAGCAUUCAGUAAAGUUGUAGUAAGUCACUUAUUAUUUACCAGAGACGCAGAAAAGCCAUGGCCGUAGAACUGCAGAGUCCUCCUUUGCGCUUGCAAGGGUUGUGCUUUUUACCCUGAAAUUUCUAGGGUGUCGAAAUGAUGGUUACUAAAAUUCAGCAAACGUGGACAAGCAUAAGCACUACAAAUCAAAAGUUUUGUUGUCCUUUUGUGUUCAUUGUUUCUUUUCAUUGCAAAAUCAUGUAAGUUGGUUUGUGCAGCUGGGUUAUUUUCUCUUUAUUUCUAUAGUGUUCUAAUUAUAAAAUUAGUUUAACAUAUUUUAAUGGGAAAACUUUACAUAAAAAGUAUGUUUAUUAUAUUAUUGUAUUGAGAAUAGUGACACUUUCCCCAAGAUAUGCUUUCUAAUCUCAGUUGGAGCUUUUUAGUUUUUCCAACUCCAACUAAUUUUGCAUCUCUGUCCUAAUUCAUUUUCUUUUCUGUCACCAGAUCAAAUAGAGGAUUAUUGUAAGGUGCCUUGCAAAAUAGAAAUAGGAAGAUUUAUAGCAUGCAUACCAAUAUAGGAUUAUUAGGCAAUAGCUGUUCAUUACCAAAUUCCAAAUUUAAUAUCAAUAUAGGUACUGCUGCUGGAACGGAGAAAUGGGUUAUUUUCUCCCCUGCCCCCAUUGUUAUGUAAUUACCAUGUAGAAUACAUUAUAAUUCUUAUGUAGAGUAGCAUUCACAACUUCACUGUAGAGAAAAUUAUUUUAAUCACUGUAUUUAUGUUAGCAUGUUAAUUAAUUGUGUAGACGUUUUAAAACUCCACACCUUCGCGCAUAUCAGACCUGUGGCUUUGUGCCAUAAUAAAAUUGAAAGGACCUGUGUAAUAUUAUGCAAGCAGUUGUUUAAUUUCAACUGUGCAUUAUUGUUUUCCCUGGUUUUUAUCUACAGUUAGUUGAAAGAAAAUUUGGUUUCUUCUUUUGCAUUCG